Molecule: messenger RNA, 806 nt
Organism: Corticium candelabrum
Lineage: Eukaryota; Metazoa; Porifera; Homoscleromorpha; Homosclerophorida; Plakinidae
Exons: 4
Coding region: 15-581 (188 amino acids)
Source: RefSeq, a predicted model, not a curated record
ACCCAACGCUAACAAUGGAGGAGGCAGAUGCAUCUCAGUCUCUAUCACCGUCGUGUAAAGACGAUUUAUCCGCCACUGGUGUCUCUCACGAAAGCGAGAAAGUCCCGUGGAAAUUCAGAGAGAAAAUGAAGGGAUGUUGGCUAACAAACGACUUCUCUAGGCACAACAACAGACACUCACUAGAAAAAUGCGGAGAGUAUUUCGAUCUGGGCUUGGGAAGACACAAACUCGCUGGACACAAAAGCCAUCAUGCAAGCGAAGACCUAAUAUCCUGGCAACAGCCGGACAAUAAUUCUCCACUGCAAACAAGUUACCAGGCCAGUUACUCAACGUCUCCCAACACGACACCACACGACCAACCAACACGCAGAAGAUUCCCAAAAUGUCAUGCCAGCGGUAACCCGGAUGCCACCACAGCAACAUCGACAACAACCUGGUUUGACAACGACAAAAAGCACAGAACACCCAAUCAAGUGCUCGUGUCGUCGCAAGAGCCGUACCUGCCACACAACCCGUGGAAAUACUCAUAUAGACCGACGAAUAUUAACUCACACUUGCCGUCUACGAAAACAGUCGAGUAGAUGUUUACGAUGUCAAGAAGACGAGUUCGUCCCUGAGGAGAUGUUGAUAUCAAACGAUCUAUUAACUGGACUGUAUAUGAUUAUAUUGAACUGAUGGAGAGUGUAGUAUACAUACAGUAUGAGACAUGUUCAAGUGCAUGGCCUGUAGUUCCAAAGUUCUGAAUACAAAAUAGGAAUGAACACUGAGUUAAUAUCAAAUAGGUCAUAUUGCCACUGGUGAAUGAA